Rhizophagus irregularis DAOM 181602=DAOM 197198 is the source of this 1861-nucleotide messenger RNA. Lineage: Eukaryota; Fungi; Glomeromycota; Glomeromycetes; Glomerales; Glomeraceae. The record is from RefSeq and is a predicted model, not a curated record.
UUGCCUAUUGGCAAACUUUGUGUAACAUAAUUUUAAAGUUAAACUGUUUGACGAUAUUGGCAAAAGAAUUUGACUGUAAGGUCAAAUAGUUUGAUGAUAACAGCAAAUCAUUUAAACUUCGCAGUUAAUCUUGACCGUCAAACAGUUUAACUCUCAACGUUAAACUUCUGUCCAGCCUAGCAUUCCAUAGACAGAUACUGUAUAUGUAUUAACGACUGAAUUUCUACUGUAACUAUGAUGUAACUCUGUAGAUCUAUUACGCAAUAUAGUCAUUAAAAGCAAGUAAUUCCGUUGCACAAUCUGUUCGAUCUGUAUCGAAUUUUUCUUUUAUGGAUAUUUAUGAUAUUUAUAUUCCUAAGUAUAUCCGAAAGUAUGACACAUUUUUACGUAACGUCAAAUCGUUUUUUUUUGCACUAAUAAUUUUCAUUUUCAAGGCUAUACGCUUAUUAUUGGUUAGACACUUUAAAAGAACCAUGGGCGAGAAAGUUGAUAGCAGAUUUCGUGAUGCCAUUCAGGGCAAAUGGAACCGUAAUUCCAUUCGGUACAGCGGGAAUUAUGGUACAGCCACCUUUUUGUCGUCCAGUUUUAAUGAUAACGGUGUGGGACGUAGUGUGUCUCCUUUGGACGCACUACAUCAUGGGAAUGAGUUUCCUCGAGGAGAUGAGUUAUCGAAACAAGAAAAAAUAUCUUUCCAGAAUGCUUAUCAACUUGACCGACAAAAUGGAGAUGAUGGAGGAGAAUGCGUUGAGUCGCCCAACGACAUUGAAUUUAACGCUUUCGGUGGAAAAAAGGAAGAUUGUACUAUUUAUGUUCGGAGCGUCAGUCCGCAGCGGAAUAGCAACACAGAGAUCGGAGAGACGGACGUUAUAUUUCAACAACAGGUCAAUAGCGGAGUCAAGAGUGAAAGCUAUACCAGCAUUAUCGAAUGUUGUCCUAAUCAGGAAAGAACCCAGACUCUGCAGUCAUCAAUGGGGCAACUGCUCCGAAUCGGUACCUUGGCAGGCACUACAUGGACGAAAGAAAUACCGAAGACCCCGUGUCAUCUUGUUGUCCCAAACGUUCAAUCUAGAGGAGCAAAUAUUCCUGAAACCAUGUCUCCAGUGCCAGCGGGUGGCAAGCAGGAUGAAGUUCGAGGGUGUCGCAAUAGUUCAACCAAUCCCCUAAUGAUAGUUGAUAUGAUCGCAAGUGAAUCAGAUCGUUGCCGUGUUGCAACUUAUAUUAACCGUAAUCUUGAAAGUGGAGAUCCUCCUAUAUGUUAUAUGCGAGAUGUUAAACAGUUUGGUUUUGAUCAUAUCAUCAUUAUCGGGAAACGUUACUGUGGACUUCUUUUUCUAGACUGUUUUGGUCGCGUGUUUGAUUGGGACUCUAUGAGCGAUGUAUUAUGGCCACUUGGGGAUUAUUGGAAUUUGACAACAAAAGAAUCCCGGACUAGCAGUAUAGUAUGGGGUUUGGAAUUCGAUGGGACUAUUGUUGAAUUUGAAGAUGAAGAGAAAGAGUUCGAAAAAGAAGAAGAGCUCGAAAAAGAAGCAUCACUGAUUUGGUCUUUAUAUUGUGUGUCGAUUAAGGAUGAUGUGCACUUUUUUCAAUUUAUGUUUGCUAUUAAUGGGUUAUUUGUGCAUUUCAAAAAUAAUGUGUAUGCUACGUGUGAUUCACUGUUACAAAUAAACGUGUAAAAAAUAUAAUUACAUAUGCCCUAGUCUCAAAAGAUAGGAUUGAAAAUAUUUUUCUGGCAGCAUUGAAGACCCAAUUUUAGCCAUGUGAUUUUUUUUUUCUGGCUUGCGAAAUAGGACAGUGAAAUCUGAAAAGAUGUAUAAACUUUUAAUGGCAUAGGUAAAGAAAAAAUAGCGCGGAUUAAAACCAC